Theileria orientalis strain Shintoku is the source of this 1518-nucleotide messenger RNA. RefSeq lists its product as uncharacterized. Lineage: Eukaryota; Apicomplexa; Aconoidasida; Piroplasmida; Theileriidae. The record is from RefSeq and is a predicted model, not a curated record. Bases 1 to 1518 code for a protein of 505 amino acids. Gene Ontology annotation, cellular component: endoplasmic reticulum; endoplasmic reticulum membrane. Gene Ontology annotation, biological process: protein folding in endoplasmic reticulum. The transcript is spliced from 4 exons. Gene Ontology annotation, molecular function: protein-disulfide reductase activity; thiol oxidase activity; FAD binding.
AUGACCCAUCGCAAAAGACUUUAUAUACUGGCCAUAUCGGUCUUUUUUCUAAAUAGUGGCGCCGCGCUCUGUUCAACAGUGAUGAAUGACCAGAAUACUCCAUAUUAUAACAGGUUUAAAGACUACUAUUCAGAGAAUGUCAAGGAAUCACAAAUGGGCGGAAUCGUGGACGAAAAGAGCUCUGAACCUAAUUUUGACUACGAUGUAGACCGACAGGAUAUAUUUAGUCUACCGCAGCUUGUUUCCCAGGCGGAAACAGUCCAUUCGAAGCUUAAAUUGAUCUUAUCGGACUACUACUUUAGAAUAUAUCGCGUAAAUUUGGACUCAAAGUGCUCUUCGAGACCACGCUCAAACUCUUGCUCCUCACAAAAGAAUUUCAUAAGCCUAAACAAAGCAAACACACAGCAAAACAACACAGACAAUCAAAACGGAUCAAACUGUAACGGAAACGCCAGAGAAAACGGAUCUGGAAUACAAAAGUGUCACGUAGACCGUUGCAACUCAACAGAUAUACCAUUUAAUAUAAUGCACUCGAAAAAGGAGAAUUAUGUACUGCGAUUCUCAGAAGGAUUGGCGACCAAAAAGCUGCCAAACCUGGACUUCCCGGAGUUGUUCGGAAAGGGAGAAUCCAGCCAAGAAAAUUUUGUAUACGUGGAUUUACUGAGGAAUCCGCCGUCGUACACAGGGUACAACGGGAGAGACGAUUGGAAGGAGAUACACACGGAGAUUGGGAGGUUCGAAAACAUAUCGUGUAAGCAGAGCGCGCACAUAUAUAAGCUUAUUCUGGGGAUGGAGGCGAACAUAGAGGCGUUCUCGUCGCUGAACUACGAGUGCGUCAACCCAGUGGAGGCGUACGAAAAGCAGGUAGAGCUGCCGAGGUACCAGAGCAACUACCAGUUCUACGUCAACAAGCUUUCAAAGCGCCCGGACCGCAUCGAGAACAUCUACUACACCUACAAGUAUGUCCUCGCGGCGAUGGUGCACCUGGAGAGGUACCUCGCGUCGUACAACCUUAACCUGCAGCUGGUGAACAACCAGCUCUACCAGCACAUGGACGACUUCAUCAAGUACCUGAAUAAGCAGAGCUGCACGACGAGCUGCGACUGCAGUAAUAGUGGUAAAUCAACAAUGUUUAGCUGUGGCUCUGAGGUCUUGGAGAAGUUCGAUCGAAUCAUUCAAAUGGUUGAGUGCGUGGACUGUGAAAAAUGUAGACUUCACGGAAUGAUAAAGGUCAGCACUCUGUUGAUGGCGAUUAAGAUACUGAGCACGCCUGCGGAUAAGUUGAAUGAGUUGGAACUGGACAGAAACGACCUCGUGGCCUUGCUGCACGGGUUCAACUACUUUACACAGUCGGUGCUGAUAGUUCAGAAGUUCGAAAGGCACAAAAAGAGACAAAUCAUGCUGUAUCCCCUUAGGUUCCUCCUGGGAUUCCUGUUGGUCGUCAUUGUACUAUAUAAAAGGGAAAUUUUUUCAUUGAGACAUAAAAAGCAGUCCACCACCCCUGAAAAGGGAAAAUAA